Spea bombifrons (plains spadefoot toad) is the source of this 1971-nucleotide messenger RNA. RefSeq names its product nuclear transcription factor Y subunit alpha (gene NFYA). Gene Ontology annotation, biological process: regulation of transcription by RNA polymerase II. Gene Ontology annotation, molecular function: DNA-binding transcription factor activity, RNA polymerase II-specific; RNA polymerase II cis-regulatory region sequence-specific DNA binding. The transcript is spliced from 11 exons. Bases 169 to 1170 code for a protein of 333 amino acids. The record is from RefSeq and is a predicted model, not a curated record. Gene Ontology annotation, cellular component: CCAAT-binding factor complex. NCBI's taxonomy places the organism in Eukaryota, Metazoa, Chordata, Amphibia, Anura, Pelobatidae.
CUGCCUUCAAGCUCUCGACGCUUUUGUCCUUCCGCCAUUUUGCGUGUUCCAGGCGCUGAUUGGGCUUAAUACUCCGGUUCUGGAACCAAUCAGAGCGGAGAGAAGAACCGAGACCGGGAGAGUAGGUACCAGACAAUUGUGUACUGCAACUAAUUUACUUACGGGAAGAUGGAGCAGUACACGACAAGCAGUAAUGGGUCGCCAGAGCAGAUUGUGGUUCAGGCAGGGCAGAUCCAACAGCAGCCGGGUGCGGUCACUGCUGUCCAAUUACAGACAGAGGCUCAGGUGGGAGCAGCCUCAGGACAGCAAGUUCAGACCCUCCAGGUAGUGCAAGGUCAGCCUCUUAUGGUUCAAGUCAGUGGUGGACAGCUAAUCACCUCCACUGGGCAGCCAAUCAUGGUGCAGGCAAUGGGAGGUCAGGGUCAAACCUUAAUGCAAGUGCCAGUGUCUGGAUCCCCAGGACUGCAACAGAUUCAACUAGUGCAGCCGGGGCAGAUUCAGAUCCAAGGAGGUCAGGCUGUGCAGGUGCAAUCCCAGCAAGGGCAGCCUCAGCAAAUAAUCAUUCAGCAGCCACAGACAGCGGUUACUGCUGGACAGAGUCAGAGCCAGCAGCAGAUUGCAGUCCAGGGCCAGCAGGUGGCACAGACGGCUGAAGGGCAGACAAUUGUGUAUCAGCCAGUAAAUGCUGAUGGUACCAUUCUGCAGCAAGUGACAGUCCCUGUUACAGGAAUGAUCACUAUACCUGCAGCCAGCUUGGCCGGAGCUCAGAUUGUGCAGGCCGGAACAAAUACAAACACAACAAAUAGUGGCCAAGGGACUGUUACGGUGACCCUGCCUGUGACUGGUAACAUGAUGAACUCAGGAGGCAUGGUGAUGAUGGUUCCUGGUGCUGGAUCUGUUCCUGCCCUGCAGAGGAUUCCACUACCUGGGGCUGAAAUGCUUGAGGAGGAGCCAUUGUAUGUGAAUGCCAAACAGUAUCACCGCAUCUUGAAGCGACGCCAGGCACGAGCAAAACUUGAGGCUGAGGGCAAGAUACCUAAAGAGAGAAGAAAAUACUUGCAUGAGUCACGGCACCGCCAUGCCAUGGCCAGAAAAAGAGGGGAUGGAGGGCGAUUCUUUUCCCCAAAAGAAAAAGAAGGCCACCACAUACAGGAAGUGGAGUAUCAGUAGGCACAGCAAGAUGAAGCCAGUCUGAAGGGUUCAUCUCAGGGAAGCAGUGCUGCCACCACUCGAACUUCAUCCGAAAAACAUUUAUACUCUGACACGCCACCUUUUUUUAUGCACAGCCCCUUACCAAUGGAGAACUUUAAACUUGCAGAUCUCUUUAUCAUAGUAGAUGUGUGAAUCCACCCAUCACCUUUUGCAUAAUGGUUUGGAACUGCCUAGGUCUUCCUGGAUGUGUCUUCUAGUCAUUUUUUUUUUUUACAGUCCAUAGCAUGCAAGAAGACGUGGGAGGGAAGCUUUUUUAAUUGUUUGAAGUGCUGCCAUUAAAUGUUUUAUGGGGAGUAGCCCAGAAGUUUCAGCUAGACAAUGUGCUGAAACUUUUGAUGUAUUUAAAUAGUUUAUAUGCAAUAUCCUCUCUCCUUUUUAUCAAACCUGAAUCUUGUUUUGUUUAACGUUUGCUUAGUUUUAUUGGCAUCUUCUUGGUUAAAGGGGGUUAAUUACAUUUUCAUAUGGGCCUUUAUAAAUGGACAAUGGGAGGGAAUCUUGGGUAAAUAUGAAAUAUUGGAGAUAAUGGUUUCCUGAUACCGUCUUGGAAGAUGUAUUGACGUUAUAUGUAAUGACCACAGUGCUUCAUGCAGAGAUUAUUUUUAACAAGCCAGUUUAAUAUACUUGUGAAAAUGUGGUGUUAAACUGCAUGUUUCUAUGUGUUUCAUGUUUCUACAUGUGGAGGAUUAUGGCAGAUAUCAAUAAUGUGGAUUUGUUACUUCUGGAAACUUUGUACAUACUUUUUUUUUAUUUUAUAUGCAA